Pelobates cultripes (western spadefoot toad) is the source of this 162-nucleotide messenger RNA. NCBI's taxonomy places the organism in Eukaryota, Metazoa, Chordata, Amphibia, Anura, Pelobatidae. The record is from the annotation of a GenBank genome assembly.
AUGGCCCGACAUAUUGAGGACCUGGACAACAGGGGGCGCCGCAAUAACUUAAGACUGCGCGGCCUCCCUGAAACUGAGGACUCCCCCCAGCAGCUACAAGAAAUCCUCCUUGAAAUAUUAAAUGAGAUCCUAGGCCGAGACCACCAGGCACCCAUAGAAUUU